Messenger RNA from Acanthochromis polyacanthus (spiny chromis), 7451 nucleotides. RefSeq names its product tau tubulin kinase 2a (gene ttbk2a). Gene Ontology annotation, biological process: signal transduction; peptidyl-serine phosphorylation; cilium assembly. NCBI's taxonomy places the organism in Eukaryota, Metazoa, Chordata, Actinopteri, Pomacentridae. The record is from RefSeq and is a predicted model, not a curated record. Gene Ontology annotation, cellular component: ciliary basal body; ciliary transition zone; cytoplasm. Gene Ontology annotation, molecular function: protein serine/threonine kinase activity; ATP binding.
UCUCUCUGCUGACUUGUGCAGGGUUCUCCAUCGGCUCCCUGAUGCCCGGCCCAGUGUGAGGCUGCCGGUCGAGGGGGGAAAGCAGCGAGGACAGACCGACGGGAUGAGCGGGGGAGCAGAGCAAGCUGACAUCCUAAGCGUGCUCUCCCUGGUCAAGGAACGAUGGAAAGUGGUGAAGAAGAUCGGGGGUGGUGGGUUUGGGGAAAUCUACGAGGCGCUGGACCUGCUGACGCGGGUCAGCGUGGCGCUGAAGGUGGAGUCGGCCCAGCAGCCCAAACAGGUGCUGAAGAUGGAGGUCGCCGUGCUCAAGAAGCUCCAAGGUAAAGACCAUGUGUGUCGCUUUGUGGGAUGCGGCCGCAACGACCGCUUCAACUACGUGGUGAUGGAGCUUCAGGGUCGUAACCUGGCCGACUUGAGGAGGAGCAUGACUCGGGGAACCUUCAGCAUCAGCACCACCCUUCGUCUGGGUCGCCAGAUUCUGGAGGCAAUAGAGAGCAUCCACUCUGUCGGCUUCCUGCAUCGUGACAUCAAACCGUCCAACUUCGCCAUGGGUCGCUUCCCCAGUACCUGUCGAACCUGCUACAUGCUCGACUUCGGCUUGGCUCGUCAGUUCACCAACUCAUGCCAGGAAGUCCGACCUCCCCGGCCAGUGGCUGGUUUCAGGGGGACAGUUCGCUAUGCAUCUGUCAAUGCACACAAGAAUAAGGAAAUGGGUCGUCACGAUGACCUGUGGUCGCUCUUCUACAUGCUGGUGGAGUUUCUAGUCGGUCAGUUGCCGUGGAGGAAGAUCAAGGACAAAGAACAUGUGGGGAAACUAAAGGACACUUACGACCACCGUUUGAUGCUCAAACACCUGCCGGCAGAGUUCGGUGUCUUCUUAGAACACAUCUCCACUCUUGACUACUUCACCAAGCCUGACUACCAGCUGCUUAUGUCAGUAUUUGACAACAGCAUGAAAACCUACAACGUUGUGGAAAAUGACCCCUACGACUGGGAGCGGACCAGCACAGAUGGCACCCUGACGAUCAGCGCCAGUGCCACGACGCCGCAACAUCACACCCGCCUCACUCCGGCACACAUGGGUAUGGCGAAUGCCUCCCUGAUCCCUGGCGACCUUCUGAGGGAGAACACAGACGAGGUUCUGCAGGACGAACAGCUCAGCGACGUGGAGAACAACCCUGCACCCGAGCGCCUGCCGGGUUCCCCCCUCCACCCGCACCGCAACCAGGAGGCUGACGUCUGGGAGGAGCUGGAUCGCAACCGUAACCGCAUCAGGACAGCAGUCUGGAAGGCGGCAACGGAGGAGGAACACAGCAACAACCAGGGCAACCAAGGUCACCAGAGCCCCUACACUGGGCCGAGCCUGGGUUCCCCCGUCAAACUGCACUCUGAGGUGGUGGCUUCAGAUCGUGACGGUCCUCUGCUGAGGAAACUCCGCAACAUCCACAGUUUUGAGCUGGAAAGGCGGCUUGGUUUAGAGUCCAAACCCAGCCCAGAGCGCUUUGUGGACGCCUGUUCAGCAAAGCAGCAGCUUGGCACCCAGCACCAAGAGAAGGAGGCUGACGGAGCUGCGAUCAUCCCAGUAACUCAGGGUCAAGCUGUAACUGCCGGGGAGCGUCCAGACAGGGUCUGGCACUACGAUGAGGAGUUCCGGUCUGGUGGUGGUUCUCCUAAGCCAGCUUCCCCUGGAUCUUUGGAGCAGGGAGAGGGGGCAGUCAGCAGUGGGGGCUUCGUGGCCCUCAAUUUGAGCUCUGGGAGGCAGGACAUAGACUCAAGGGAGUGGGUAAUGGUGGAGAGGCCCAGCGGCUCCCCAGGAGCCAAAGCUACCACCAGCCCUUCAGAGGAGGAUGAGGAGCCAGAAGUGCUCCAACCAGAAGAACAGUCUCCUGGAUGGGAGAAGGGCAGCCCAAGCCCUAUCUCUGGAAAAGCUAAACAAGAAAGCAUGGCUUCUUCCAAGGGAAGUGCAAAAAUGGACAAGUUGGAGCUUAGUGUGGGCCCUGUAGGGGCCCUGCCACCCGUCACUCCAACCAGCCCGGCUGAAGCUCUGGCUGAGGGAGUCCUGACUCAGCUCCCCACCUCUCCUCCGUCUCUGCCUGAGGAGGUCGCGGUCCGGACAUCCAGCCCCAUCCCUCUGCGCUCUCCCAGCCCUCACACCCUCCUGACCACCCUGUCGGACCCGCUGCACCAGCGCCAGCAGCCGGGCCUGAGGCGCAGCCAGUCGGCCGACCAGCAGCAACAGGAACGCCCCUCCUCUUCCUCCUCCUGCCACGCCUCCCUACCUCUGCCACCAAACCCCGCCCCUGGCACCCGCUCACCCAGUCGCAGGAAACUGCCGGCCAUCCCUGCUGGUGCUGCCAACACCAAGUUUCCCUCAGUCAUACGCAUCACCCGUGCCCAGCUUCAGCAGUUGACGGCUCAGCGCCCCUCUGGGCUGUCCUCCCAGUCGGGAUCGGACAGUGUUCCGCAGUGUCUCCUGCUGGAGAGGCGUGGCGAAGCUGAAGCUGAUGCUCAACAGCUCCAGGAGCAAACAGUGGAAAUCAUCCCCCAGGAUCACGUGCCCACCCACCCGGGGACACCAACAGACCCCCUGGCUGAGAUGCUGGUCAAUGGAGACAGCCACACCAAAGCUCAAAGCCCCGUGCCAAGUCGUGUGUCUUCCCCACGUUCGCCACGCUCGCCUCCACCGCGCUCGCCAUCCUCUCCACUCCCUCGCUCCCCUCGCAGCCCCGUGUUCGCUAAUGGCCGCCUCUCUCCUUCUGUUAACAGCCAAAGGGAUUUAAGUAACGGUGCUUUCGCCAAGCUAAAAGACCCUGAGAAUGAUUCUGACCUCGCUCCCUGUGCCACAGAGCCACAGCUAAGGGAGGAGGUGGGUGGAGGAGUGAAUCCGGAGCAGCAGACCACUGGUCCGGCCUCUUCCUCCCCCUCUGCCCCCCGCAAAGUCUCCAGUCGCAGGCACAGUCGCAUCCCUGUCCUCGAACCCUCCAGCCUGCUGGAGCUCCCUCCGCCGGGGUCCGCCAAGGAGAAACUCCUCCAGAAGAAAGCCAACCACCAGGGCCCGGUCCCCUCUCCCACUGCCUCGCCGUCCCUCUCCGACCGCCGUGGCCCCAUGGUAGCCUCCCUCGCCAGGGAUCCGCUGUCCUCCACCUCCGACCGCUCUCAGGAUGAGGAUUCUCUGAUGGGCUCCCGCUCUGACCGCCAAGGAGACGACGCUCCAUCUCUGUCCUCCUCCUCCAGCCCUUUGUCCCGCAAGAGCAGGAUCCCUCGUCCUGUCCAUUCAACCUCUUCUGCUGAGCAGCUGGCAUCCCAAUUCCUGCCGCGCCCACCUCCUGGAAAACCGCCUUGUCGCUCCACUGUGGAGGGCAGGCUCAGGCGCUACCGAAUCCGAGCCGGCAGCACCAGUGACUCGGACCUCCUGACUUGCCUGGCUCAGCUGAUGCAUGGUUCCCGCGGCUCCCCCCUCCACCACCGCUCCUCCACCCAGCACGGCGGCUCCAGGAUGGGCAUCUGCAGCCUGACCAGCUCUCCGCACCACCACCGCAGCUCCAGCGCCUCCCCGCGCAGCUCCUCCUCCCUGCAGCGCUCCGUCAGCUCCUCGCCCUCCCGCCACGAGCACCGGGGCGGCGGCGGAGGGGGCUGCCUGGGCCGCAGCCGCUCGCCUCCCAGCUUCUCCGGCUCGCCGCCUCCCCGCCGCUUCUACCCCCACCACCAGGAGAGCUGCUGCAGCCGGCAGGCACGCACCGGCCCCUUCCACCUGUCCAGGGGCAAAGGCUGCAGCCGGGAGGGCAAGUGCUCCAGCAAGCUGAGCAGAUAGUCGCCCAACGGGUUCGUGUUGCCAUAGCAGAGGAUGGGAAGACUCCAGUUUAGGAUAGACACCAGUCAGGAUAAAAGCCUGAGUCUUCCUAUAUAAUCAGAAAAAUAAGUUUUAUUUUGCUGUUAGUGGGAACUUUCCACAUCUCACUGAUUCCCAGUGCUCUCUUUAAACCUUAGCAUGCAGGGUUUGUCAUUCAUUUAUGUGCCCAGCUAGCCUUUCAAGUGGUACUUCAGCGAUUUAGUUCAGCAUUAAAGCUGCUAGACUUGUGAAAGACAGAUUUUUCAAAAGAGGAGUGAAACUCUGUGGCGGAAGCUGAAUUAUCUUGAAUUGAACUCGGAAAAACGCUGGUUCCUUGCAUCAUUUAUUACCCCAUGAUGUUCCAGAGUCACAGAGGACUUUAUACAUACAUCCACAGGCUGGAUGAUGAUACAUAUCGAGCAAAUUGAACUAGUUAAUGUUUCGUAGUGAGGAUAAAGCGGUGCAUAGAGAAUGGAUGGAUGGAUGGAUGGAUGGAUGGAUGGAUGGUUAGCACAAUGCAGAGACCAAAAAGUGAAGCUCCAAAAUGAAGCAGUUGCGGUGUAAAUUGGUGGGCACAUAAAUGAAGCCUUCUCCUGCAUAUUCAACUUUGUUCCAUCCUGCAACACAACUUACAGUAGCUUAUCUAUCCCCACUAUUAAUGCACUUGAAUCAAACUGAUGGAUUUUCAGUGUAGCUGAUUAAUUAGAUCUUUGGCUGGGGGUCGACUCAGUUAUCUCCUCUGCUUUUGGAGAAAUUGCAGGCAGGGUAUAAUAUUUGCUUCAUAAUAAAUGUGAACGCGCAAAGGUAGAAUUUUGUGUACAGCUGUAUUUAUCGAGAUAUUUAUUUUGAUGCUUAGCGACGCUUACGACUCCUACCCUUCUUCCGUGUGAUCGUGGAUGUGCAGUUUCGUAUCACUCGCGUUAGUUUUUAGUGUUUAAAUUGAAGGGACUGCUCCCCAGUGACGCUUUAUACAAUCAAUCGUGUAAAGUGCGUGAGGACACACACCUUUUUGUGCCUACUGUGUUGCUAGAGAGGGGAUUUAAACUGAACGGAGGGAUUACAGGUUUGAAAAGCGAAGCUCCUUUUUGGAUCUUAGUGCAUUUUUCAGUGUUGUAGUAGCAGUAGUAAGCUUAAACGACAUAAGGUGCAUUACUGAUGGAUAAUGUCCAGACACAGAUGUUUGUCUCAGUGUGUGCCUUGGCACUUUGGGCAGCUCAAGGAAUUCACUCUGGUGUGUUUGUAAUUAGAAAAAAAACGACGACAAAGGAGCCAAAAACUUGACUUGUGCCAGCGGUUAUAAGACAACCCUUUUCAUUAGUGUUCGUUCAUGUAGAAAAGGUAGCAACACAAACGUUUGUAAAUCAAACACAAUUUGAGCAGCAGUUUACUUGAGUACAGAGUAGCUCUUAUUUGUAAUGACAAAAAAAAAGCAGGAAGUAUAUCCUGUUUUAGCUGUCCUGUGUAAAUACCAGGUCAGUGUUUGAGAUAAAACUCUGAACAAAUGUGAAUUUCAGACCUCAAAAAUACACAUUUUGUCAAAUGUUACUAAAAACGGAGGCCAUAUGUACAUAUAUUUCUCACACCAAAAUGACGUUCCACGCCUCCAUGUGCAAGAAUGUUUUUAUUUCGUUUGUGUUUCUCUUGCGCCGGAGAAUGUAUUUAAUAUAAGUACAUACAGUAUGUUUGUGCACAAGUCCAAGGAAUCGGUUUUGUGUUUAGUUUAGGAUUCCUCUCCUCCACAACCUCUUCCCACUCCUCUGCUUGUAAGAUACUGUAAAAUAACUCCAGCUUCCUUCCAGUGCUACUCUUUGCAUGCUUCAACAGAAAAAACAAAUCAACUACUGAGUAAGAAAAGGCUGCAUACCACUUAUCACAUAGCAUUUAUCUAGUGGAGAUUUUAACCCGGCAGGGGAUUUCACUACCUGUCGGGUGAGCAAAUUUAAUUUCCGUGACUCUAUAUCUUCUCUGACGCAUCUUUAAUAUUCAUUUCCCCACCUGAUGUUAGUUUUUCAGCGCUUCCUGCACUGACUUGGGAUGAUUGCGUGCGCUGGAAUGUGAUAUUUUUUAUCAGCGCAUCAACACGACACGAUGCACAAAAUGCAUAAUUAGCAGAAAGAUGAAAAGGGGGAACAGACUGAUGGCCUCUCUUAAGGUAUUGCUGCACACGUGGAUGAAAACUAAAUCACAUUGCCAAAUAUUUUGAUGGAUUUUGCAGAUGUGGUUAAAGGGAGACGGAAUGGGGCACGUUGCUUUGUAGAUAUAAACCCGCUUUUUGUUUGCAGAUCUUGCAGGUACCUACGCUAGCCUCACAGAGCAGCUAUGAUGACUCAUCCUGAAGGCAGACAGCGUUCAGUCAGUCAGCCGCCUUAAUGUCUCUUCUCUGCCCCUCUGUGCGUAGCGAGGGAUGACUGAGCCUUGUCUGUGUUGGAGAUCAUUCCACUAUUAGGCCGAGCCAAGCCUUUUCCCUUCGCUUUCCCUCUUGUCUGUAGAUGGCACGUGCUGCCGUGCCCGUCAGCGUUGGUCAGUAUAUCACCGCUGGAAAUCACAGCUGACUGGCUUUUUUGAGCUUACGAAGCCGGAAGAGCUCACCUCCCCUUCCCUACCACUCCCUGUGUUUUUUUUUUUUUCUGUGAGAAUGCAUUUAUUGAUCGACUGGUGGGAAUCGGUGAAUAUUUUCAGGGUGCAUUAUUUCGAGGUGUGUCUGUUUGUCAGUGUUUGCUCUCGAGCAGGGCUGUGCAAUUUCUUAUGUCGCCAGCAAUCAACCCUCUCCCACUCUCAAAACUCUCGAUUUCGGGGCUCACGAGAUUUCAAGCUAUUUCAAAGCAAGUUCAGAAACGCUGUUGUGCAGACUUUUAAUAUAUACCUGUAAAAUAUUCAAAGUAAUAUUUAAAUAACAAAGAAUCAUUAUUGUACAACCGUAGCUUACACGCUAACAGGCUUCAAUGGAAACGGGAGGAACAGACACUAAACAAGUGCUGCUGGUUUUAAGAGAUAAUCAGAUUUCUUCUCAUGUUUUUAUUAUUAUCGCACAUAAGUGGUGUGUAGUCGUAGUAUUAGUGUUCCAGACGAGAUUUCCUUUGUCACUUUUUUUUUUAAAAAGCGGCUCGCUGAUAGAAAGGUGUCAUAUUUAUAGUAGCUUGUUGGUGUUUGUGGUUGCAGGAAACCACGGACCAACAGAACAAACCCAGCUGUUUUAUUUCAUUUCAAGGAGUGAGAUGGAAACUAAUAAAAGCUUUGGUGUGCACCCGUAUGUACACUUCUCAUGUCAUAACAUUGGAUUACUUGUUACUAACUUAUAAAUACUUGACAGAAAAAUUAUUUAUUGUGACAUUUGCUAAUUUGCCCAUCCGUCAUUCUGGCUUUGAUUUUGUUUUUGAUGGUUGAUAUUUUUGUGUUGUAAUGUUCGUCAUGGUUUCGAAAUGUUACUGUACAGUCUCAAGGAAAGAAUGUAACGAGUGGGAGUUUUGCAUUGUAUAUACCUGUAAUUAUUUAUGUUUAUUCUAUCAUUUGUAUCAUAUCAAUGCCUUGUACAGUGUUUUUUUCUUUUUGUUUUAAAAUUAUUUUGUAUUUUAUUUUUAUAAACUGGUUAUAAAUAAAAUACUCAUUCCGCAUGCAGACAGAA